Molecule: messenger RNA, 4091 nt
Organism: Dromaius novaehollandiae (emu)
Lineage: Eukaryota; Metazoa; Chordata; Aves; Casuariiformes; Dromaiidae
Gene: SRGAP3
Product: SLIT-ROBO Rho GTPase activating protein 3
Exons: 22
Coding region: 286-3588 (1100 amino acids)
Biological process (GO): negative regulation of cell migration; signal transduction
Cellular component (GO): cytoplasm
Molecular function (GO): protein binding
Source: RefSeq, a predicted model, not a curated record
AGGGACGGCGGGGGGAGGGGAGGGGAGCGGGCGGCCCCGCCCCUCCCCGCAACCUGAGGCGGGAGCGCCGCCAGCAGCGCGGCUCCUCUGCGCUCCUCUCCGCUCCUCCGCUCCGCUCCGCUCCGCUCCUCUCGGCUCCGCUCCCGCCGAGGCCGGGCGCGGCUGGCCCGCGGCUGCGCGGCGCGGCGGCCCCGGCGCCGCCAAUGACGGGAGCGGCUGCGGCGAGCGGGGCUGCGGGGCCGGGGGCGGCGGCGGCGGCGCGGCGCUGAGCGGCGGCGGCGGAAGAUGUCCUCCCAGGGCAGGUUCAAGAAGGACAAGGAGAUCAUCGCCGAGUACGAGGCGCAGGUGAAGGAGAUCCGUACGCAGCUGGUGGAGCAGUUCAAAUGCCUGGAGCAGCAGUCGGAGUCGCGCCUGCAGCUCUUGCAGGACCUGCAGGAGUUCUUCCGCCGGAAAGCGGAGAUCGAGCUGGAGUACUCCCGCAGCCUGGAGAAGCUGGCCGAGCGCUUCUCCUCCAAGCUGCGCGGCUCCAGGGAGCACCAGUUCAAGAAAGAUCAGCACCUGCUUUCCCCUGUGAACUGCUGGUAUCUGGUUCUGACGCAGACCCGGCGUGAGAGCAGAGAUCAUGCUACCCUGAACGACAUUUUCAUGAACAAUGUCAUCGUCCGACUGUCACAGAUCAGUGAGGAUGUCAUCAGACUUUUUAAAAAGAGCAAGGAAAUCGGCUUGCAGAUGCAUGAAGAACUCCUGAAAGUCACCAAUGAGCUUUACACAGUGAUGAAAACUUACCACAUGUAUCAUGCAGAAAGCAUCAGCGCCGAGAGCAAGCUGAAAGAGGCAGAGAAGCAGGAAGAAAAACAGUUCAACAAGUCGGGGGACAUCAGCGUGAACCUGCUGCGGCACGAGGACAGGCCUCAGCGGCGGAGCUCCGUCAAGAAGAUUGAGAAGAUGAAGGAAAAGAGACAAGCCAAAUAUUCUGAAAACAAGCUGAAGUGUACUAAAGCCAGGAAUGACUACCUGCUGAACCUGGCAGCCACCAACGCGGCUGUCAGUAAAUACUACAUCCACGAUGUCUCCGACCUCAUCGACUGCUGUGAUCUGGGAUUCCACGCCAGUCUAGCCCGAACCUUCAGGACAUACCUGUCUGCUGAGUAUAACCUAGAAACCUCACGUCACGAGGGCCUGGACAUCAUCGAGAACGCUGUGGACAACUUAGACGCACGAAGCGACAAGCACACGAUCAUGGACAUGUGCAACCAGGUCUUCUGCCCGCCUCUGAAGUUCGAAUUCCAGCCCCACAUGGGGGACGAGGUGUGCCAAGUGAGCGCCCAGCAGCCUGUGCAGACCGAACUGCUGAUGCGGUACCACCAGCUGCAGUCUCGGCUGGCCACCCUCAAGAUAGAGAACGAAGAGGUACGAAAAACUCUGGAUGCUACGAUGCAGACUUUGCAAGACAUGCUGACGGUGGAAGACUUUGAUGUUUCAGAUGCCUUCCAGCAUAGCCGCUCCACUGAGUCGGUCAAAUCAGCUGCUUCAGAGACCUACAUGAGCAAAAUAAACAUUGCCAAGAGGAGAGCCAACCAGCAGGAAACGGAAAUGUUCUAUUUUACAAAAUUUAAGGAGUAUUUGAACGGCAGUAACCUUAUCACCAAGCUCCAGGCUAAACACGACUUGCUGAAGCAGACCCUGGGAGAAGGUGAAAGAGCUGAGUGCGGAACAACCAGGCCCCCAUGUCUUCCCCCUAAACCACAGAAAAUGAGGAGACCUAGGCCUCUCUCAGUCUAUAAUCAUAAACUCUUUAACGGCAAUAUGGAAACGUUCAUUAAGGAUUCAGGACAGGCUAUCCCGCUUGUGGUAGAAAGCUGCAUUCGUUACAUCAAUUUGUACGGCCUUCAGCAACAGGGUAUUUUUAGAGUUCCUGGCUCUCAGGUUGAAGUCAAUGACAUCAAGAAUUCGUUCGAAAGAGGUGAAGAUCCCCUUGCUGAUGAUCAAAACGAACGUGACAUUAAUUCAGUGGCUGGAGUCUUGAAGCUGUAUUUCCGAGGACUGGAAAACCCUCUCUUUCCUAAGGAAAGGUUUCAAGAUUUGAUAUCUACUAUAAAAAUCGAGAACCCCACGGAGAGAGUGCACCAGAUCCAGCAAAUCAUCGUCACUCUGCCCCGGGCUGUCAUCGUUGUCAUGAGAUAUCUUUUUGCUUUCCUUAAUCACUUGUCGCAGUACAGCGACGAGAACAUGAUGGAUCCCUACAACCUGGCCAUCUGCUUUGGGCCGACCUUGAUGCACAUCCCAGAUGGGCAGGAUCCGGUGUCCUGCCAAGCCCAUGUCAAUGAGGUCAUCAAAACCAUCAUCAUUAAUCACGAGGGCAUCUUCCCCAGCCACAGGGAGCUGGAAGGACCUGUCUACGAGAAGUGCAUGACUGGAGGCGAGGAGUACUGUGACAGCCCCCACAGUGAGCCCGGCACCAUCGACGAGGUUGACCAUGACAACGGCACAGAGCCGCACACCAGUGAUGACGAAGUGGAGCAGAUUGAAGCCAUAGCCAAGUUUGACUACAUUGGACGGUCCCCGCGAGAGCUCUCCUUCAAGAAAGGGGCCUCGCUCCUCCUGUACCAUCGGGCUUCGGAGGACUGGUGGGAAGGGAGGCACAACGGCGUGGACGGCCUCAUACCCCACCAGUACAUUGUGGUGCAAGACAUGGAUGAUGCCUUCUCCGACAGCUUGAGUCAGAAGGCGGACAGCGAGGCAAGCAGCGGACCGCUGCUGGAUGAUAAAGCCUCGUCCAAGAAUGACAUCCAGUCUCCGACAGAUCAUAUUCCAGACUACGGAUUUGGGGGAGUAAUGGGCCGAGUGAGAUUGAGGUCUGACGGUGCAGCUAUCCCUCGCCGUCGAAGCGGGGGGGACACCCACAGCCCCCCCCGAGGGCUGGGUCCUGGCAUAGACACUCCUCCUCGAGCGGCGGCCUGUCCUAGCAGCCCCCACAAAAUACCACUAAACAGAGGCAGGAUUGAGAGUCCCGAAAAGCGCAGAAUGGCGACAUUCGGCAGUGCAGGGAGCAUCAAUUACCCAGACAGGAAGGCCUUGUCUGAUGGCCACCCGCUGAGAUCGACCUGUGGAUCGACUAGACACAGUAGUCUUGGAGAUCAGAAAUCCCUAGAAGCAGAAGCGCUUGCCGAGGACAUCGAGAAGACCAUGAGCACGGCGCUGAACGAGCUGCGGGAGCUGGAGAGGCAGAACACGGCGAAGCAGGCCCCGGACGUGGUGCUCGACACGCUGGAGCCGCUGAAGAACCCGCCGAUGGGCUCCGUGAGCUCGGAGCCCGCCAGCCCGCUCCACACCAUCAUGAUCCGCGACCCCGACGCGGCCAUGCGACGCAGCAGCAGCUCCACGGCGGAGAUGAUGACCACCUUCAAGCCGGCGCUGUCGGCGCGGCUGGCCGGGGCCCAGCUGCGGCCCCCGCCCCUGCGCCCGGCGCGGCCCGCGGUGCAGCACCGCUCCAGCAGCAGCAGCAGCUCCGGCGUGGGCAGCCCGGCCGUCACCCCCACCGAGAAGCUCUUCCCCAACAGCUCCGCCGACAAGUCCGGCACCAUGUAGGAGUCGCGGCCGAGGGACCGCCGCUCUGCCGCGUCCCGCCCGGUGCCGCGGGAACUCCGAGUCGUGCUCGGAAGGAAACUCUGGGAGGAAAACCACGGCGUGGCCCGGGGCCCCGUGAUUCGGUUAUGCCUAUAUAUAUAUAUGUACACGCCUCCGUGCAGAAACAUUUACCGAGAUUGCAGUUAAACUGUGCGGCAGAGUGAGAUGGCAGUUCUGCGUAGUGUCACUGGAGAACACACGUUAUAUGUAGAAGUAUAUAAAGAAAUAGUGUACAGAGUUCAGUAACUUUUUUUUUCAAGUAGAUUUACCUCAGAAGCUGGCUCUGAAACGUCCUCUCUAGCGAUGUUUGGUUGAUUUUGUUUCUCGGGAUAUCCGUGUGUGCGCGCGCGUACGUGUGUGGAGGUGCAUAGCGACCGUGCAUCGAGCAAUACAGGGCCGAUCCUGGAAUUCGUAUUCUGCACCUGUCGGUAUUUGGAAACAAACAAUAAAGUGAAGGGAACGUG